Messenger RNA from Arachis duranensis, 1200 nucleotides. RefSeq names its product glucan endo-1,3-beta-glucosidase, basic isoform-like. Lineage: Eukaryota; Viridiplantae; Streptophyta; Magnoliopsida; Fabales; Fabaceae. The record is from RefSeq and is a predicted model, not a curated record. Gene Ontology annotation, cellular component: plasma membrane. Gene Ontology annotation, biological process: carbohydrate metabolic process. The transcript is spliced from 3 exons. Gene Ontology annotation, molecular function: hydrolase activity, hydrolyzing O-glycosyl compounds.
UUGAUAAUUGUUGUUUUAGAUUUUCAUCAUACUAAUGAUAAUGUCUUCGUUCUCAUGGGUUACUGCUCUAUUGCUUCUUCUAUACAUAGCUAAGCUUCGCUUGGCAGAUGCUCAAAUUGGUGUGUGCUAUGGGAUGCUGGGCAACAAUUUACCAGCAACAAAGGAAGUGAUAGAUGUUUACAGAUCAAAUAACAUCAAACAAAUGAGACUCUAUGAUCCCAAUCAAGCUGCUCUACAAGCACUUAGAAACUCCGGCAUUGAACUCAUUCUUGGAGUUCCAAACUCUGACCUUCAAGGGCUUGCCACAAACUCUGACAGUGCACGCCAAUGGGUGCAAAGAAAUGUGCUAAGCUUUUGGCCUAGUGUCAAAAUCAAGUACAUUGCAGUUGGCAAUGAAGUGAGACCUGUUGGAGACUCCACUUCAUGGAUGGCUCAGUAUGUUCUCCCAGCAAUUCAGAAUGUAUACCAAGCUAUUAGAGCUUAAGGCCUCCAUGAUCAAAUCAAGGUUUCAACUGCCAUUGACAUGUCCCUCUUAGGAAACUCUUUUCCUCCUUCACAAGCCUCAUUUAGGGCUGACGUCAGGUCAUACCUAGACCCAAUUAUAGGGUAUUUGGUAUAUGCAGGUGCACCAUUACUAACCAACGUUUAUCCUUACUUUAGCUAUAAAGAUAACCCACGUGACAUAUCACUACCUUAUGCUAUUUUCACAUCACCAAAUGUUGUGGUACAAGAUGGUCAAUAUGGGUACCAAAAUCUUUUUGAUGCUAUGCUAGAUGCAGUGCAUGCUGCCAUUGAUAACACUGGAAUUGGUUUUGUUGAGGUUGUUGUUUCUGAGAGCGGGUGGCCCUCAAGUGGAGAUUUUGGUGCAACUUAUGAUAGUGCCCAGAUUUAUUUGGAUAAUUUGAUUCGUCAUGUUAAUGGGGGCACUCCUAGAAGGCCUUGGAAGCCUACAGAAACUUAUUUGUUUGCCAUGUUUGAUGAGAACCAGAAGAAUCCAGAGCUGGAGAAACAUUUUGGACUUUUUUUUCCUAAUAAACAGAAGAAGUAUUCAUUUGGGUUUGGUGCAGAAAGGAGAAGGGAAUUCUUUGCCAAUGAGUUCAAUGCAACAGUUGUUCCAUUAUUGAAGAGUGACAUUUGAGCUUUAAUUUGAAUUUAUGUUGUCAAAAUUUGGGUGAUUUUCUAAUCCAUUUCCUUUUUUAA